UGAGAUUUGUGUCUGAUUCAUCUCCGCUAAACGGAAAGUAAUUGUGCGCUAAGAGGAUUUAGUCAAAAAUUCGUUUUUCAAAAGUCAUUAUUUGAAAAAAUUAGGGUUGUGCAGUCGAUAGGUAGUGUGCCUGCAAGGAAAGGAAACACCAGUAGGUGUUAGUGGGGUUGCUUUGACUGAUAUACUUCGACACAUAUCUAGCAAGAUGUCAAGAUGCUGUCUGUUGUUGAUCUCGUCACUAGUCAUCACGUGUCUGGUGCACGCCAAGCCCCAGGCCCCCGCGCCCGCACCUGUACCCGCCCCGGCUGAAGCACCUAUGCCAUACCAGUACGAGUACAAAGUGGAGAACCAGACGCAGAACCUGUACUUCUCGAAGAACGAGCAGGGCAAUGAGGCGGGACGGGUGGAGGGGGGCUACGAGGUGCUACUCCCUGACGGCAGACUCAUGAAGGUCACCUACUAUGUGGACGGAGACAGCGGAUUUGUGCCCAAGAUAGAGUUCGAGGAGAACGCCAAUCCUUUUGGCAAAUAGGCUAAGCACUGACAAUCACGCUCAGAAACAACGGCCAAAGACUGACAGACUUUGAGAGACUAUUUUCGGUGAAGCUGGGAGUGACUUUUGAACGUCGAACUUCGAUUAUUUUCUAUGAAAAGUGUUGGAAAAGCUGAAAAUCACUAUCGUGAAAUUCUCUUCAAACCAUCAGCAUUGAGAAAUAUUGAUGAUUUUCAGCCUACUGGAAAUCAUUCAUGACCUGAACCAACGACGUUCAAACUGAUGAAAAGCGUAUGCAUACUAUAUGCUUUUAUGUACGUAAUACAUACGGUAUAUAUUCUUCAGGCUAUUAUUGAUUUCUAGUAGGCUAUGAUGUUAUCAAAGAGGAAUAGAGGAAUGCUGACCGUUUGAGAUGAAUUUCACUGUAGGUGACUUGAGUGUGAAUUUUUAAUGAAAGUGAACCGUUUCUAGGUAAAAUGGAAGGUAAUGUAAUUUAAUCAUAAGAUUGAAAUUUGAGGCAGUAUGUAUAUUAUUUGGGCGCCAACGUUUAUGAAGAGGGGCCAACCUAAGUGUCAUGAUCGAAAUGAGAAAUCAGUUCAUAUACAGUAAUUAUUAUUUAUUCAAUAAUUUUUGUAAAUAGUUUUCAUUUGAAUCAUAUAGAAUACUGUACAAAUACCACUUUUGAUAAAUUACUUAUGAUUUAUUAUGCAAUGUGGAAGUAGUGUGUUUGAUAGGAUUAUUAUUGACAAUUAAAUAAAAGUAAGGUGAACGUUUGAAAAUUUGAAAUUUCGCAGUUCAUUGAAAAAUAUUUAAGCUUUUGGUUUUGACAAUAUCUGGAGAUAUUUGAUGAUAAUGUUAUUGUGGAGAAAUGGCGAAACUUGACUGAGGUGGAUGUAAAAACUGGCAGAAAUAUAUAGAAAUCUAACAUCCAAGCAGGACAUGAAUAUUGAAAUUAUUUAAAGAUAAAAAAAAUUUAUGCAACUUGAAGAUAGUAUUCUGAAAUGUAACAAUUUAGCUCUUAAUAUUAAUAUUAUUUUAUCAAAAGUGGUGUUGAUCAUUGAUCAUGAUGAAAUAUAAUUUGAAUCACUGAUUCAUAAAAAUGUAAAUGAAGAUCAAGAAUGUUAGUUCUGGCAAAACGCGCUUUCCUCUAAAGUAGAAAAAGGUAGACAAGGAAAUUCAAGUUCUAUUCGCAUAUCAUAGAUAGAAUUAUAAAACUACAUUAUGGAAUCUCGUUUUGCCAUUGAAUGAUUUUAUAUUAUUUAUUAAUUAGACAGUAGUUUUGAAAUAUUAUCAUAUUUUUAUGUAUCUGUGUUAUUUAUACAAUCAUUGUAAACUUGUAUCAGCCAAUCAUAUUUUUUACUUUAAUGCAUUCAUGUUCAUGAUAUGAAAUAAACUACAUAAAUAAACAAA
Messenger RNA from Nilaparvata lugens (brown planthopper), 1903 nucleotides. RefSeq lists its product as uncharacterized. Gene Ontology annotation, cellular component: extracellular matrix. The coding region runs from base 206 to 532 and encodes 108 amino acids. NCBI's taxonomy places the organism in Eukaryota, Metazoa, Arthropoda, Insecta, Hemiptera, Delphacidae. The record is from RefSeq and is a predicted model, not a curated record. The transcript is spliced from 3 exons.